Saccostrea cuccullata (small rock oyster) is the source of this 1425-nucleotide messenger RNA. RefSeq lists its product as uncharacterized. Gene Ontology annotation, cellular component: extracellular region. The record is from RefSeq and is a predicted model, not a curated record. The coding region runs from base 16 to 1425 and encodes 469 amino acids. The transcript is spliced from 4 exons. Lineage: Eukaryota; Metazoa; Mollusca; Bivalvia; Ostreida; Ostreidae.
GACUUGCUUGUCGGGAUGUGGAAUACUGAUACAAGGACAGGCCAAUUAAACCGUUACACUGACACAGGACGACACAUACAGACCAUACAGCACGAAAACACAGGUCAGGGACUGUAUAAUAGACCUAUCUACAUCACAGAGAACCGAAAUGGAGAUGUUAUUGUGUCUGACUAUUACUGUUAUGCUGUAGUGGUGACAGACAGUACAGGCAAUCAUCGCUUCUCCUACACAGGUCCUCCAUCAGGAUCACGACUAACACCACGUGGAAUCUGCACUGACGCGCUGUCACACAUCUUGCUGUGUGAUUGGGACACCUACUCAGUACAGAUUAUUGAUAAAGAUGGUCACUACCUGACAACAAUAGAGAGGGAACAACACGGGAUAGACAGACCAUGGAGCCUGAGUUAUGAUGACAACACCCGGUCUGUCUGGCUCGGUUCAUACAACAACAACACAGUGAACAUCUACAGACCUAUCUAUGGAGGGGAUAAUCUGAAUGAUCCAAGCAGUGAUGCUAUAAAUAAAGUGGAUGAGUUGAAGAAGUUUCUGAGGAAGGAGAAGACAACUGUCACCCAUGCCAGAGGAAUACUUGUUGGAUGUGCGGAGGCUGGAAAAACAACGCUACUGAAGAGAUUAAGAGGGCAAAGUCAAACUGUCAGCAAAGCUACAAAGUCAUCCAGGGGAAUAACAACAUUGCUGAAGAGAUUAAGAUGGAAACGCCAAGAUUUCAGUGAAGUUACAGAGUCCACCAGGGGACUGGAAGUCCAUCAACAUCUAUUCAUUGUUAGAGAUGGCGUUUUAGAAGUGGCUGAUGAUGACUCAACAUUCAAGUCAUUUAUCAGAAUAAAUGCUGCAGAUUUGAAACCAGACCCAAGCAGCAGUGCCGUUGCCAGCUCUGAUGCAAAUGAAAAAGAAAAUUUGGAAGUAGGAAGUACUGAUAAAAGCACUGAAGUAGUUUAUAACCGAGAGGAAAAGAAAGAAGAGAAUGUGGAAAUGUCUAGUUCACCAACGGAGGGCACAGAAGAAGAGAACUCAGUAGAGAUAAUGGCCAGUCUUAUCUCUUCAGAAGCUACAGCUAUGGUAAAGGAUGAAAUUUUUCAGAAAAUCUUGUCUGAUAAAGAAAAAUUACCAACUGUCAGCAUGCUGGAUUUUGCUGGCCAGUUAGCCUAUUAUGCCUGUCACCAAAUUUACGUAACACCAAAGGCCUUUUUUAUCCUUGUGUUGGACAUGACUAAGAGGUUUGAGGAUGUGGUGGAUCAAGAGAAAGAUAAUCAAGAGGGAUCAAUCUUCUCAGUAUGGACGUACAAAGACUACCUGAAGUUUUGGAUUACCUCAAUCAAGGCAUUUGGAGGCAAAAAGGCACCACUGUUUCUUGUUGUCACACACACGGAAACAAAAUCUACAGAUGUAAGUAUUCUGUCAUAA